This is a messenger RNA of Sinocyclocheilus grahami, 1822 nucleotides long. Its product is annotated as rhomboid-related protein 3-like. Gene Ontology annotation, molecular function: serine-type endopeptidase activity. Bases 205 to 1125 code for a protein of 306 amino acids. Gene Ontology annotation, cellular component: membrane. The transcript is spliced from 8 exons. NCBI's taxonomy places the organism in Eukaryota, Metazoa, Chordata, Actinopteri, Cypriniformes, Cyprinidae. The record is from RefSeq and is a predicted model, not a curated record.
AAAAUUAACAGCACGCAGAAGUUAGCAGAGUUCAUUCAAGAGAAGUAUGACCCAGAGAAUUCAGGCUUCAUCAGUACUGAGCGUUUCCGAGACCUGCUUGCGGCUCAUGGAUCAGAACUGGACCCCCAGAAGCUGGAGGUUCUUCUUGCCCUGGCUGACGGAAAUGCUGAUGGAAAGAUCUGCUACCAGGAUUUUGUUAACCUGAUGAGCAAUAAGCGCUCAAACAGUUUCCGUCGAGCGAUCCUGCAGGGAAGUCGGCAGCUCAGGAAUUCCGCGCUAAGAGAGGAAGUGGGCUUGGGUCUGUCUCGAAGACUUGUGCGUCAUGUUGCCUAUGAGACUUUGCCAAGAGAGGUGGACCGCAAGUGGUACUUUGACAGUUACACCUACUGUCCACCACCAUGGCUUAUGCUGGCCAUCACUAUAGCAGAGGUUGUUGUCUUUAUGUAUUACGGAUUCCAACUUAACCGCUGGGUUCUGCAAGUCUCAUCACCAUACUUCCUGAAGGGCCCAUUGCCAUACCACCCGCAGCUCAGAGCUCAGGCCUGGCGCUACCUUAGCUACAUCUUCAUGCACGCAGGAAUUGAACACCUGGGUCUAAAUAUGGCCAUGCAACUUUUGGUGGGUGUGCCAUUAGAGAUGGUCCACGGAGCUUUGAGAAUCGGCCUGGUUUAUGUGUGUGGUGUACUGGCAGGUUCAUUGGCAGUGUCAGUGACGGACAUGACAGCACCUGUGGUCGGUUCAUCAGGUGGAGUCUACGCUCUGGUCUCCGCCCACCUAGCCAACGUUGUCAUGAACUGGUCAGGAAUGAAGUGUCAGUUCAAGCUCUUUCGCAUGGCAAUGGCUCUGGUGUGCAUGAGUGUGGAGUUUGGUCGUGCCGUCUGGCUUCGGUUCUAUCCCCCAGCCUUCCCACCAUGCCCUAAUCCCAGCUUUGUGGCCCACCUUGGGGGUGUGGUAGUGGGCCUCACCCUUGGCGUUGUAGUUCUUCAGAACUAUGAACAGCGUUUGCAGGAACAGUCCUUGUUCUGGAUCUUCUUCAGUGUCUACACGCUCUUUAUCUUCUGUGGAAUCUUCUGGAACAUUUUUGCUUACAGUCUCUUGGAUGUCAAGUUACCCCCACCUCCAUGAGGCCCAGAGUGUGUGUUUGUGUGUGCGAAAUGACAGGCAACAUCAUUUAACAGUUGUAAAGGUCAUAAAUGAGAAACAAAUGCUAAGUACCUUACUGCAGUCCUCCUGCAAUUUUGUAGUUUGUGUUAGUGCCUAAACCAUGCCAAGUCAUCAAAGCAGCUAAAACAGCAGAAUCCGGUUUUUAAGCAAUGGUGAAUGUAAAUUUGCAGGAGAAGCUCAAAGGUUGAUGCGUUUUACAGCUACAUACUUUGUGCGAGCCAUCGGGGGCUAUCAGCGAUAGCACAAGUAUUCAUUUCAAAAUAAACUUGGGUUUAGUAGCAGCUGCUGGCUUGUCAGCUUUUCAAGGUGCCAGGUAAAAUGGUUUUCAGUUGUUGAAGGAAUGAAUAUAUUCCUUUAAAGCACAGAAUCCGAGGUUGCAUGAGCAAAGAGAAAUAUCAGUGUUUUAUGAGGACAUUUUAGUAAGUGUUCUAUAUUUUUAUAAACAUCUAAAUAUAAGUACAUGAGGUAGUAUGAGCACUGUUACAGCUCAUUGUGUGUGAAGGGCCUUUAAAAAUUAUUUAAGAUUAACCGAAGUAGCAAGUAACAGCUAGAUUAAUUUACAAACAAAAUGUGUUAUUUUCUGAUAAAUGUUUCAAUGUUAAAAGGUCAGUUUAAAAUAGCUGCAAUCCCUUACUAUUCUCAGUGGCGGUCUACGACA